Carlito syrichta (Philippine tarsier) is the source of this 1110-nucleotide messenger RNA. RefSeq names its product family with sequence similarity 187 member B (gene FAM187B). The record is from RefSeq and is a predicted model, not a curated record. Lineage: Eukaryota; Metazoa; Chordata; Mammalia; Primates; Tarsiidae. The coding region runs from base 1 to 1110 and encodes 369 amino acids. The transcript is spliced from 2 exons.
AUGCUGUCCAGCCUGUGGCUGCUGCUCAGCUUUGCCGUCCUGGGACUGGAGUUCCACAUUUUUGUCAGCUGUCCCCGUGGUGAACGAUGCCAGCGGGCCCUGCUCUCGGGCAAUGUCGUCUUCCUGCAGUGCAACUCCUCCGAGGCUCACUGGUAUUUCCAUUUCAUGGAAGCUGGGGAUGACAAGCCCCUCAGUCCCUCCAAUACGUCUAACAUGGAAGUACUGCCCGAGGGCAGCCUUGUCAUUCAAGAUCCGUUGCCCUCCCAGACGGGCUUCUACCACUGCAAGGACAAGAAUGGCACCCAAGUGGUGCAGUACGAGAUUGACUUCCAGGAUGCCAGCAUCCUGUAUAUAACACACAAAGGCCUGGCCCAGAAGCCCCUGCAGAACGCAACCCUGCACUCAGGCAGCAAGGUGUUCGUCUUCACCCGGUGGGAGCCCUGGCAGGACUGUAACCGUUGCGGGGUGCCGGGUGAGCGCAAACGCCUCGGAUACUGCUAUGUUGAGGAGCUGCUGGAGGAUCCUGUGCCCUGCUGGCUCUAUCUGGGAAAGGUGAAGGUGUGGCAUAACCACCUGCGGCCUGAGCUGCAGAUCGAAGCCUGCCACGUCAACUGUACUAAUAGCACAUCAUUGGAGGAGGAGUAUGGUGUCAUCUUUGACAGCUUCAGGUUCGAUGAGGAGACGGAAUCUGUAUGGCUCACCUGCCCCUUAGCAUCCAUCUACAGGCCUGUCAACUGGGAAGCCAACAACAACUCCCUGACUUGGCGAGAACAACUCUCUGGCCAGGACUUCAGCACCUUCCUGGACCCCUUCACGGGGGGCAGGCAGCUGCAGAUCUUCCAACCGGCCAUUUACAGGUGCUUCGUGCAGCAGGAGUUCGUGGCCAAGUUCAGUCCCAUGCCCAAUCUGGAGACGCUGGAGGCUCAGAGGAGGGAGAACGAGAUCCAGCCGCGGGAGGCAGUGGAGGCCCGGCUGGGGAAGGACUCUCUCCUCAAGGGGCUGAAGCUGCUGGUGGUCCUGGGCACCACCGCUGCCCUGCUGGGGGCGCUGCUCAAGUUCUUCCCCGCUUCCGGGGGCAAAAGAAGCAAGCAAGUGCUGUUGGUGAAAUAA